CAACACUACCAUCCUUCAUAAUCUGAUGCGGCAAAGGCCCUCGGUUCUCCAUUUUGAAACAUUGUCCAUCGAAAUCGUGCUUCUGCUUUGGAGUACCUGCUGUCGUGCAAAAGAAGGUGGCUUCGCUAGUCAAGCUCAGUCAAUCUCCAGGCGAGCACAUAGAGUAGCACCAGCGAUGCCCUUGUGUGCUCUUGUACCCACAGCCGUCCGGUCAGGCGAAGCCAAAGUCGUAUGCAAGGUCACCUCGAAAGUGGCUGGUUGACGCUAUGCGUAUUAAGAGCUGACCGAGACUGACCGUGUACAUACAUGUCUCCAAGCUCGAUGGGCCGAUGACACUCACGUGUCUGAUUUUGAUAACGGCCGGCCGGCUAUAUUCAUUCCACGAAUAUUGCUAUCCCUGAUAUUGGCUACCAGUCCUGCAUGACCGGGGCUCGAGAUUGCUGGACUGGUGCGAUGGGAGCCUAGACCCAUUGCUGGCUUUGAUGAAAGAUGAAAGAAAUACCCGCCUCCAUCCGCUCACUUGGCUUGACGUGUAUCUCUGGUGGCCAGAGGAUAGAAAAGAGGAAUUCUGUUGCGUUCACCUUGAUCGUUCCUGCGUGUCUGGCCGAAUUGGCCCUUCACGCAUGUUCAAAUAAUGGCUCGUCGUAGAAUAGCAGUAGACGUC
This is a messenger RNA of Microdochium trichocladiopsis, 664 nucleotides long. RefSeq lists its product as uncharacterized. The record is from RefSeq and is a predicted model, not a curated record. NCBI's taxonomy places the organism in Eukaryota, Fungi, Ascomycota, Sordariomycetes, Xylariales, Microdochiaceae. The transcript has a single exon. The coding region runs from base 26 to 262 and encodes 78 amino acids.